AUGGGUAAAUCUAAAUGGAUGAUUCCAGCUUCUGACAGUUGGUGGAUUUGUUCUCAGACAGGGCUCACCCCAUGUGUUAGCAGGGCUGUUUUUAAUUUGUCACCCGAAUAUUGUAUCAUGAUAUUAAUAUUUCCAAGGGUUAUUUACCACCGAGAAGAUGUUGUAUAUGAUCUGUGGACGGAAGGGACGGAAGCAAGAGGGUCAAUAAGAACAAAACGGGAACGCUUUACAGCCAUAACCUUGGCCACCUUAUUUGGCCUUGGUGCCAUAGGGGCAGGAACAGGGAUCUCAUCACUAGCCAUCCAGCACCGAGGGUUCAAUAGCCUAAGGACAGCCAUUGAUGAGGAUAUAGCCAGACUUGAGGACUCAAUCUCGCACCUCGAAAAAUCUCUGACCUCCCUUUCUGAAGUGGUCCUACAGAACCGAAGGGGGCUAGAUCUAGUCUUCCUCCAACAGGGAGGUUUAUGUGCAGCCUUAAGAGAAGAAUGUUGUUUUCAUGCUGACCACACCGGAGUAGUCCGAGAGUCCAUGGCUAAAGUUAGAGAAGGCCUGGCCAAACGGAAGCGUGAACUAGGACAACAACAAGGCUGGUUUGAGUCUUGGUUCAAUCAGUCCCCAUGGCUAGCCACCCUGCUUUCUGCUCUAGCUGGGACCCUUAUACUCCUCCUUCUCCUUCUCACCCUCGGGCCUUAUAUUAUUAAUAAACUAGUUGCCUUUAUCAAAGACCAAGUUAACACGAUCCAACUGAUGGUCCUUAGGACCCAAUACCAACCCGUCAUUACCAAAAUAUUUGAGUCAGACACAUAAGAUCCAAGAUUGGCUCUUAAGGCACCAAAGAGAGGGGGGAAUGAGAGGCUAAGAGAAAAAUUACCAGGUGUACUCACAACUGCAAAGAAAAGAUCCCCCCCCCACCCCGCCGUUCCCAAAACCAGC
This is a messenger RNA of Acinonyx jubatus (cheetah), 933 nucleotides long. RefSeq names its product retrovirus-related Env polyprotein from Fv-4 locus. NCBI's taxonomy places the organism in Eukaryota, Metazoa, Chordata, Mammalia, Carnivora, Felidae. The coding region runs from base 1 to 807 and encodes 268 amino acids. The record is from RefSeq and is a predicted model, not a curated record. The transcript has a single exon.